CGCUUUCCCCUCCGUGGCUCGGGGGCGUCGGCUGAGGCGGGGCGGAGGCGGGGACCGGGGUACCUCGCUUGCGCAGCCUGGAGCCCGCGCUGGGCCCAGCACGAGCCUGCCUUGGCUGCUGCCCCCGCCCCCCAGUCUCCAGCAACGCCGGACCCUCACGCCGCCGCCUUCUCUCCAGCCCAGCGCCGCCGCGGCCGCUGCCUCCUGCCGAGCAUUUUCCAGCCCCCAAGCCCUGAGAAUCAGUUGUGGGAUGUAACAGAGCAAGCGGACAUUAUUCUGGGACCAGCAAGCCUCCGUCACUGCAGCCACCACACUACGUGGCAGCCAGACCCGGGUCCGUUCGGAAUGCCUGGGAUGGUGCCGCCGCAUGUUCCUCCUCAGAUGCUCAACAUUCCGCAGACCUCUCUGCAAGCAAAGCCCGUGGCCCCACAGGUGCCCAGCCCAGGGGGCGCCCCGGGCCAGGGUCCAUACCCGUACAGCCUCUCUGAGCCAGCACCUCUCACGUUGGACACGAGCGGGAAGAAUCUGACGGAGCAGAACAGCUACAGCAACAUUCCUCACGAAGGGAAGCACACGCCGCUGUAUGAGCGCUCCUCGCCCAUCAACCCGGCCCAGAGCGGCAGCCCCAACCACGUGGAUUCCGCCUACUUCCCUGGCUCUUCUACAUCGUCAUCUUCCGACAACGACGAGGGCAGCGGAGGGGCGACAAAGGUGUGCUGUCCUUGGCUCUUAUUUCAAAGCAGGUCGAAAAGGGAAACCCAUGCCUGUCAGCGUUCCCUAAGCCCACUGUGCUGCCUGAACAGGACCCAUCCCAGGAGUGGGGGGAAUGCAGCCCUCCGAGGAGCCGGUGGUCUCGGACCUGCCACCCACAGCCAGAGGCUUCUGACCCCAGGCCACUGGUGUCGUCCCUGCCAGUGCGGAUAUACAGUCUCUUGGGGAUUCCGUGCCACUGACCACCGUGUACGAGGAAGGGAUUCACAGGCAAGGGGGCCAGCAGCCCACUGGCGCCGAGGGCAUGUUUGCUCACCUAACGUUUUCUGGCGGAUUUCUCAUGGCCCAGUGCAGCAGCUGACAUUCCCUACUGAGCAAGCAGCUCCGCCAGUGUGCCCUGUCCCGGCGUCCUGCCGUCUCUCAGCCCCUGGAUGAGCCCAGGGAACCGGCACUCUACUGAGGACAAAGCAGGGCUCGCCUAGCACUGGAAGCUCUUCAAUACUUAAGGGGACAGGAAAGCUGGCAUUCAAGGCACUGUGCUUCUGCAGGGUGACGGCGAGGUCCUAACACCGACUCCAGUAUAGGAAGUGGGUGUGGAGACGGCGCGCGGACCA
Molecule: messenger RNA, 1325 nt
Organism: Piliocolobus tephrosceles (Ugandan red Colobus)
Lineage: Eukaryota; Metazoa; Chordata; Mammalia; Primates; Cercopithecidae
Gene: FAM120A2
Exons: 8
Coding region: 346-1146 (266 amino acids)
Source: RefSeq, a predicted model, not a curated record